Messenger RNA from Penaeus indicus, 443 nucleotides. Its product is annotated as neuropeptide-like protein 32. The record is from RefSeq and is a predicted model, not a curated record. The coding region runs from base 73 to 357 and encodes 94 amino acids. The transcript is spliced from 2 exons. Lineage: Eukaryota; Metazoa; Arthropoda; Malacostraca; Decapoda; Penaeidae.
GUUCAAGGCUCUGUUAGUUCAUUGCUUCCCCUGCCUGUGUUUGAGACUCAUACUUGCGAAUAAAUCCUGAUCAUGAAGUGGCUAUCGAUUGCCCUGGCCCUCGUCGUGGUCGUCUCAUGCAUGGUGCCCUGGACAGUCGCCACGCCCGACCCAUCCCCCGUGGCUGACCCUAAUCCGGACGCUAGCCCUGACCCCUUCUUCUUCGGAGGUCGUGGAUUCGGUUUUGGAAGAGGAUUCGGUUUUGGAAGAGGAUUCGGGUUCGGCAGAGGAUACGGCAGAGGAUUCGGGAGGCGUGGUUUCGGGAGGCGUGGCUUCGGUGGGCGUGGCUUCGGCGGAAGAUUCGGGUUUUUCGGAUGAAGGUUUUCUCAAGUCGCACCUUAUGUUAUUGUCCUUUUGUUAUGGUAUUUGUAUUCUCUUGCCGGAAAUAAAAAUGUAUACUGAUA